Messenger RNA from Mercenaria mercenaria, 1816 nucleotides. Its product is annotated as forkhead box protein fkh-2-like. Bases 245 to 1561 code for a protein of 438 amino acids. Gene Ontology annotation, molecular function: RNA polymerase II cis-regulatory region sequence-specific DNA binding; DNA-binding transcription factor activity, RNA polymerase II-specific. Gene Ontology annotation, biological process: regulation of transcription by RNA polymerase II; anatomical structure morphogenesis; cell differentiation. NCBI's taxonomy places the organism in Eukaryota, Metazoa, Mollusca, Bivalvia, Venerida, Veneridae. The record is from RefSeq and is a predicted model, not a curated record. The transcript is spliced from 2 exons.
ACUAGUUUGCCGCAAAUCUUGUAUACAAUCUUACAAUCGGUGGACUUAGUCUGUUGUUUAUGUACAAUUUUCAUAAUUUUUAAUGUUGUUUAUAUAGGCUGUACUAAUUCCUGUUUCAUCAACACGCGAAGAAAACAAUAAAACAGUUUACACUUUUUGGAAUCAAUAUUUAUCAGAAUAGUUUUGUUUAAUUUCGAUUGUUUAUAAAAACAUUCGGACAAACUUAAUUCUGUGAUAUGCUAUAAUGCAUCACCACUCUAUGACAAUGCAAGGUGGUUAUUUGGAUACAAGUGGAUUCCAGAAUGGAAUUUACGGAACUCUGGGAUAUGAUGGCAGUUCUAUAAAACUACAUCAUGGACAUUAUCCGGAAACACAAGACACGUGCUACCCUGGUUACAGCAAUACUUUGUCUGGAGGAAGUGUUCAUUAUGCCGCCGCACGUGAUCCGCCAUCUUAUUCCGAGUCAACAGUUUACCAGAAUGGAUACAUCCCAAAUUCUACAUCUUCUUACUACAAAAUGGCAGGAUCUGGUGAUUUCGGCGUUCCUAGGGAUUCAACUGGAAUGCUUUUGAAGACAGAUGUAAUUGAUUCUAAUUUGACAGACAAUGUGAACAUAAUAAAUCAUCGUUUUGAAACUGAAAAUACCGUGACAGAUAUAAAUAGUGUACAACCAGAGUCACAAACGCAAGCAAAUAACAAUACAUCGGGUCUCAAACUUGAAGAAAUAUCCGAAUUUAAGACAGACCUUUCUUUACAAGAUUCAGUGUCUCCUAACAAUUCAUCAGAGUGUUUGACUGUUGAUAUUAAGGAUCAAGAGACAUGCAGUAAGGCGGAUGACAUUAUAGAAAGUGAAACUGGCGGAGUUGUUGCGGAAGAGGAUAACGCGCGUGGAAAUUCUGAAGUUAAACCAGCGUUGUCAUAUAUCGCUCUUAUAGCUAAAGCCAUUCUGGAAUCCAAUCAGAAAAGACUGAGUUUGGGUUCCAUUUAUUCUUGGAUUGAAAAAAACUAUCCGUAUUAUGUGAACAAAGGUCAAGGCUGGAGGAAUAGUGUACGGCAUAAUCUGUCUUUAAACGAUUGUUUUAUAAAGGCCGGACGGUGCGAGGACGGGAAAGGAAACUACUGGGCGAUCCAUCCUGCAAAUAUCCAAGACUUCAUGCGCGGGGAUUUCAGACAAAGACGGCGCUCAAGGAGACGUGGUCGCAAGAAGGACUGUGACCUUGGGAUGUAUCACGUGACCAACGGCUACAUCGGCACUUCCCCUUCGCUGGCACCGGCUGUUCCCUUCAAUCCAACACCAGCACUCAGCUCGAUAUAUUCACCCUAUACAGAAGCCGAGCGCCGGGCCUAUAGACUUGAUGACGCUUUACUGCGUCAAAACAUGAACAAUCCUUUCAUGAAAUGGUACCAUGGCAACAACAGUUAUGGCAACCAGACACCCGGAUGUAACACGGGAAUGUAUGGCAGUUCCUCACCACAAUGGCAGCCAGGUUACACUGAUCAGACUACGUACCCGCUCAAUGCAUUCUCGCCAAGAAAUUAUGCUGCUCCAGCACUUGUGUGAACGGAGGUGACGUUGAUCUCAAAAAGAGGCUGCCAAAAAAGGGUGUAUCACGAUGCAUACUUUACCAGGAAAGGAAUCAAUCAAUGUGUAUGGCUAUAGGUCCUGACUGAAAUUAUUGUUCUGUUUUUAUCAACCAACAACGCAUACAAACUAACUGUGAUUUGUUAUUAAGUGACAUUUUUCUGUGGUGUGUGCUCAGAGGGGAUAAUAAAUUGUAAAUUUUGUAAAUAUAAGAAAUAUUAUUUAAUAAAUGCU